AUGCAGUCAGAGCUCUUCGCUGAAGAGCGCGGGCUGCUCGCCCGACAAAGAUCCGUGCCGAAAUCUUGCGCGUUAUCAUCGCUUAAUCCGUACUUAGAUUCGGAGGGACUGAUUCGCGUAAGAGGAAGGCUUCGUCAGUCGCAUCUCCCAGAAGCUAUGAAGAAUCCGAUCAUCCUGAGCUCUCAUCAUCUUCUCUCCCUCAUUAUCCAACAUCAUCACCUGAAAACGUUACAUGCGGGUCCACAACUCACUCUUGCCUCCUUACGCAAUGAGUUUUGGAUUUUGCGAGCAAGCGCUGUCGUACGCGCCGUUCUAUUUAAAUGCAUUGCCUGCACUCGUGAAAAGGCCGAAGUGCCGGUCGAGCUCAUGGGGGACUUACCGGACGUUCGAGUUAAUCGCGCCUCCCGCGCCUUUGUGCACACCGGCGUCGAUUAUGCUGGGCCGUUGCUAGUCAGAAACGCUCUUGGUCGAGGAUAUAAAGCUCAUAAGGCCUACAUAGCAUUAUUUGUCUGUCUCACAACGAGAGCCGUGCAUCUCGAGCUCGUGAGCGAUUACACGUCCGCGACUUUCGUCGCUUUCUACCACAGAUUCGUAUCACGCCGCGGUUUGCCGAAAUCUAUGUAUUCAGAUAAUGGAACCACGUUCCAGGGCGCUGAUCGAGAAAUGACCGAAGCUUAUUCUACCGCGAUCCGCGAUCCUAAUUUUUAA
Messenger RNA from Temnothorax curvispinosus, 708 nucleotides. RefSeq lists its product as uncharacterized. Gene Ontology annotation, biological process: DNA integration. The coding region runs from base 1 to 708 and encodes 235 amino acids. The transcript has a single exon. The record is from RefSeq and is a predicted model, not a curated record. Gene Ontology annotation, molecular function: nucleic acid binding. NCBI's taxonomy places the organism in Eukaryota, Metazoa, Arthropoda, Insecta, Hymenoptera, Formicidae.